AUGCUGGCAGACUUGCCAUCCGAAAUAAUAUACCAUAUUGCAACAUUCUUGCCCACAGCAAGUUCUCUUACUCGUCUGUCGCAAACGUGUCAGCGUCUGUACAAGAUUAUCACUGCGGACGAUCGCAUUUACCGCCUCUUCAUCCGAAAUCGAUUUCCAGUACUCGGAGAUACUCCGCCUUUUUGGAAGGAUGUCGUACAAGCUGUAACAUCGCGAUCCCGAGCUCUUGAUCGUUGCGCCGUGGUAGCACGUUUCGUUGUCCCAUCGAAUACCGCCAAGGUGGUUGGCAUCCGCGACACACAAAGACAUGAUCGCCCAACGAUAGGAUAUCGACCUACGGUGGAUAGCUAUGAGGUAUGGACAGGGGAGCGCUGGCAAGAUAGGGAAGAUGUACUUGCCUGGGGAGCAGCAGCAGAGAUUGCUCUCAGGAUCAAAAAGACAGGGACAGGUGCCCAUGAGACGUGGCUGCGUUUCAACGAUUUGGAGCACGUCAGUAGUCACGACGAUGUGCGCGGCCUCCACCUCUUGAGGCCAGAUCAUCAAAGUAUAUCUGCUGGAAAGCAGCAUUUGAUCUAUGCACGGGCAAGGGGCGACGUCUCCCAUAUUGCGAUCGAUCCCGACACUGCAACCUACCACCAACAACAAUCAUUCGCCACCAAUGAUACUGAAAUACAUAGCCUGGAUCUCAGCACAGGCUCAGAUCCGAUCCUUGCUGUACAUAGUUUUGACGGGAAUAUCUCACUGUACAAAACGACAACGAAAGAUCCGCAAGUCACUCCGUUCGCACAACUCGAGGGCGAAACCGAAGAAGGGACGCCGCGUCACUUUGUCAAAUUUCUUGCCCCAUCAAGACUAGCGGUUGGACAUGGGAAGAUUGCAGAUACAAUUGUCGUGUCUGACUUGGCAGAAGAUCGCAUUUCGACUCAUCGUGAACUCACUUUCGAAGAUGCGUAUCAUCGUUCUCUAUGGCCGGGAAGGAAAGCACGAGUAGGUGCCAUUGCGCCUCUAGGAGUCGAAUCAUAUGGUGGAGGAACUCAUGGAGAAGUCUUUUUAGCUGGCUGGGGGAAUAGUAGAGUGAGACUCCACGACCUUCGCUCGCCCAAGAUGUUCGAGCGCGAAUACAUAGAUAUCAUGGACAGCAAUCCAAUAUAUUGCAUCCAGCCCUUGUACGACCGUUUUCUCGUAGGUUCAGGAUCCGAAGCAGUCGUGAAUAUAUUCGACCUUCGCAUGCACAACUACAGCCACUACGAAACGAAGCCAUCACCCUCCACAUCAUGCAGUUACGACGCUCCACCAAACGAAUUCUCAUUUUUCCUCUCUCAUCAUCCGCCAAAUGUGCCGAGGAACCGCAAUUAUGGGACAUAUCGUGGUCCCAUUUAUACAAUGUCAUCACCUUCACCUACCUCUUCAACAGUAUACACAGGUGUCGUUGAUGGAGUAGUACGCCUCGAUUUUGGCUCGACUGAUGAUUUUUUGGGUGAUAAUACUAGAAACUGGUAUCAGGACUAUCUUGACUUUGAUGCUCAUGACCUUUCUAAAAACGCAUCAACUUCAAAUUCUGCGCGUCAUCGUCGCCAGCACUCUACAACCGGAGAAGGAAUUCUUGCGCUUUCGGGCUAUGAGCGACCAAGCCCUGAGAAUAAAUCAGCCAGUGCUAAAUUAAGAUCUCAGGUGCCUUUCUGGAGUUUGAGUGAGGUGGACGAGAUAAGGGAAAGAGAAAGUGGAUGGGAUCGACGCUGGAGACGACUAGACGAGAAUCAAUCGUGGAGGUCGAGGGGAGGAUAA
Molecule: messenger RNA, 1785 nt
Organism: Talaromyces stipitatus ATCC 10500
Lineage: Eukaryota; Fungi; Ascomycota; Eurotiomycetes; Eurotiales; Trichocomaceae
Product: F-box domain protein
Exons: 2
Coding region: 1-1785 (594 amino acids)
Molecular function (GO): protein binding
Source: RefSeq, a predicted model, not a curated record